AUGUACCUGGACAUCAAAAAGGGGACAGCCCCACGGCACGAGGAAAUCGUGGCGCAGAUCUGGUGGCUCGAAAAGCGGCUGAUGAAGAUUUCAUCGCUCCGCUCCGGCGUCGUCGACAGGACCAAGGCAACUCGUCUGGACCAUCUUAUGGAUGACCACGUUACUCUGCUCCGAAGCUGCCAGCGACCCGUACCUCCGUACUCUGAUUGGGAAAAGGAUCAUAACUUUGCCCAGGCAGUAGGCCUCAACGCCUCUUACGACCUGGCCAACGGCACCGAUCCUCCCCAAUGUCGAUGGGGAGAACGAAAAAGAAAACAAAGCAGUCUUUCCCAGCCACAGUAUGAUGCUGUACAUAUUUUCGUUAAGGGUUCACUUCUUAGUGUCCUUGCUAUAGCAUAUGUGGCAGGAAUAUGUUGUCCUUUUCUCAACUGUAGAGUUAAUAAUUUCAAAGGAGACCGCUGGUGUGCUCUCACUGUAGCUCAUGAGUUAGGCUAUGAACUGGGUAUGCAGCAUGAUGAAGAAUUGUGUGGACAAAGUGUUUGCAUCAUGAAUGCUAUCAGGUUGCCAGCAGAGAGAUUCAUGAAUUGUAGCUAUGCAGAAUAUACAAAGACCAUUUUAAAUCAGGGAUCAUGUCUGCACAAUCUGCCAAUUCCAGGGGCAGUCUUCAUGCUGAAGCACUGUGGGAAUGGUGUGAUUGAAGAAGAGCAGUGUGACUGUGGAUCAAUAAAGCAGUGUGAACAAGAUCCCUGUUGUCUGUUGAACUGCACUCUAAGACCUGGGGCUGCUUGUGCUUUUGGGCUUUGUUGCAAAGACUGCAAGUUCAUGCCAUCAGGGGAGCUCUGUAGACCUCAGAUCAAUGAAUGUGACCUUCUGGAAUGGUACAAUGGGACAUCUCAUCAGUGCCCAGAAGAUGUCCAUGUGCAGGACGGGAUUCCCUGUAGUGACAGUGCCUUUUGCUAUCAGAAGAGCUGCAACAGCCAUGAUGGACAGUGCAGGGAGAUUUUUGGUGAAGGUGCAAAGAGCGCAUCUCAGAGUUGCUGUACGGAGAUCAAUCCCCUGGAAAGCCAUUCAACACAAAUGACCCUUAUCUCCCGGAAAAGAAGAGAAAAUGACCUGAGGUAUAGAUAG
Molecule: messenger RNA, 1128 nt
Organism: Capra hircus (goat)
Lineage: Eukaryota; Metazoa; Chordata; Mammalia; Artiodactyla; Bovidae
Product: disintegrin and metalloproteinase domain-containing protein 21-like
Biological process (GO): male gonad development; proteolysis
Cellular component (GO): sperm head plasma membrane; plasma membrane; external side of plasma membrane
Molecular function (GO): metalloendopeptidase activity
Source: RefSeq, a predicted model, not a curated record